This is a messenger RNA of Erythranthe guttata (spotted monkey flower), 714 nucleotides long. Lineage: Eukaryota; Viridiplantae; Streptophyta; Magnoliopsida; Lamiales; Phrymaceae. The record is from RefSeq and is a predicted model, not a curated record.
AUGGCUCAUAUCAUAGCUUGGAACUGCCAAGGGCUUGCCAAGCCUAAGGCAGUGAGAGCUCUCAGGUUGCUCUUGAGAAACAACAAACCUGAAAUUGUGUUCCUAAGUGAAAUCAAAACUCCCCAUAUAGCUGCUAUUACCAAAGCCCUGUCCUGUUUUUCCCUCCCCCAUUUUUUCUCCGUUCCUCCUAUUGGUCUAGCUGGAGGUCUCAUUCUUGCUUGGUCCAAUUCCAUAAACCUUCACAUCACCUCUCAUAACCAAACCUUCAUAAAUGCCCUUGUUUUCAACAAUGUUGAUUCCCAAACUUGGCAAUUCAUUGGCAUAUACUGCCCAUGCUACCCUACUGGCAAAUCUUCUUUCUGGACCUCCUUAAAAACUAUCUCCAAUACUUUUGACAGGCCUUGGCUUCUCAUGGGUGACUUUAAUGUUGUCACUUCCCAAAAUGAAAGAAAAGGGGGUAAUCCUUUUGCCUCCUCUUCCAAAAACAAUCUUCUCUCCUCAUUUGAUGACCUUGGUCUCAUUGACCUCGGCUUUCAUGGGCAACCUUUCACUUGGAAUAACAAAAGAGGAGGUCUAAAAAAUAUCCAGCAGAGAAUUGAUAGAGGUGUUGCCAACUCCCUAUGGUGCUCUCUUUUCCCCACGCCACUAUUCUCCAUCUUCCAGCUAUCUCCUCUGACCACGCCCCUCUUCUCCUCACCCCUACCCCUGUUUUAA